Molecule: messenger RNA, 2629 nt
Organism: Bacillus rossius redtenbacheri
Lineage: Eukaryota; Metazoa; Arthropoda; Insecta; Phasmatodea; Bacillidae
Gene: Rh50
Product: ammonium transporter Rh type A
Exons: 9
Coding region: 44-1504 (486 amino acids)
Biological process (GO): ammonium homeostasis; ammonium transmembrane transport
Cellular component (GO): plasma membrane
Molecular function (GO): ammonium channel activity
Source: RefSeq, a predicted model, not a curated record
GUCAGUUUGAUCGAGACGAGCGAAGCGACAAGCUCGAAGCGGCAUGGGGAAGGUGACGGCGGCGUCGCAGCGCCGCGACGCCCUGGCGACGCUGGCGAUCCAAGGCGUCUUUGCGGCGCUGCUGGCCGUGUACGGCACGUACGAUGGCGGCGCGGACGCCUCCCGCCGGUCGACGGGCAACUCCACGGCCGAGGACGACGUCGUCGACAAGUUCUACCCGAUGUUUCAGGAUGUCCACGUUAUGAUAUACAUAGGAUUCGGUUUCCUUAUGACAUUCCUGAAGAAGUACUGCUACAGCGCGACAGGCUUCACUUUGCUGCUUGGAGCCAUGCUAGUCCAGUGGGCCGUGCUUUGCAAAGGGUUCUUCCACCUAGACCCGGUUGACCACAAAAUUCACAUCGGCAUUGAGAGUUUGUUGAAUGCAGAUAUUGCUGUGGCGGCAGUCCUGAUUUCGAUGGGUGCUGUCCUGGGUAAAACAACCCCCCUGCAGCUCCUGGUGAUGGGGAUAAUCGAAAUAGUGGCAUUCACUUCGAACGAGUACAUUGGAGUGAAUAUAUUUAAGGCCGUCGACGCCGGCGGCUCCAUGUACGUCCACGUGUUCGGCGCAUACUUCGGCCUCGGCGCGAGCUUGGCGCUGCAGCACGGCAAAGUGCUGGCCGCGGAGAGCGGCGGAGGAGGGGGCAGCAGCAACGAGGGAGCCUCGUACACUUCGGACACGUUCGCCAUGAUCGGAUCUAUAUUCCUGUGGCUGUUCUGGCCCAGCUUCAACGCUGGCCUGUGCGUCGGAGACGAACGACACCGCGCGGUGAUCAACACCUACUUCUCUCUGGCAAGCUGUUGUGUCGUCGCCUUCGCGACGUCUGCCCUUCUCGGCAAGGACCACAAGUUGAACAUGGUCCACAUUCAAAACUCAACGCUUGCAGGAGGGGUUGCUAUAGGAACGGUCGCUAACAUGAUGGUCUACCCAUAUGGAGCUCUUCUGAUUGGUGCUGCUGCAGGUGUUCUGUCGGUCAUUGGCUACCACUACAUCCAGCCCUUCCUGCUGAGGAGCGUGAAGCUGCACGACACGUGCGGGGUGCACUACCUCCACGGACUGCCCGGCGUGCUGGCGGGGGCGGCAGGCGCGGCGGCGGCGGCGGCGGCGGGCGAGCGGGACUACGGCCGCGCCCUGCACGCCGUCUUCCCGGCCCGCGCACCGGGCGAGGGACGCACUGCCGGCGCCCAGGCGGGCUACCAGCUGCUGGCGUUGGGCGUCAGCGCGCUGUUCGCCGGCGUCAGCGGCGCCGCCACAGGUAUAAUUCUCAAAACACAAGUCUUUGCAGACGUGCCCCAAGAAUGUUUCUUUGACGACAAAUUGUACUGGGACGUACCAGAAGCCAGCUCAAGCAGCAGCCACAAGAAAGAUCAGGGAGAUUGUGGAGAUGACAACAACGAGGUAGAGACUGGGCGCGACAAAGUAAUAACAUCCUCUGACAUUCCGCUCAACAACCAGGGCACAUCGUAAACAAUCAUACCAACCACCAGUUGGUUUACGCCGUGGUCAAUUUAUCGUCUUGUCCUGGAUGCAGGUGGAAAUGACCUCAAUGUGCUUCUAGGGGUCUCAACGCUAACCACGGAAUAUGUCGGAGCACCAAGGUUUAUAUCUUAAACAGCUCCGUCUGAAGGCAUAAAGAGAAAAUGGCUGCAAAAUUCUCUUUCCCUCAAAACUCAAAUUCACCACAAAUUGUCAGUACUGCAACAAACCUAUUUUUAUCACUUUUCCUCACAAAAAUGUGUAAUAUUGAAUGUGUAACUAGAAUUUAAUAAAAGUUAAUUGAACUAAUUUUUCCUAAUCAAGCGCUUGUUAGUAUGUUAAUAACUUAGGAAAAAUAUACAAUACAAAUAAAAAAUAUGGUGCAAAAAAUAUUACUUCAAAUAAAGUCAAGUGUGGUACAAAUGUAGUAUCUUGGACACUUGUUGGAAAUGCAUACUUUUAUAAAACACAAAAAUCAUUCAUCAUACAAUAUAAAAAUAACCUUAAGAGUUUAAAAAAUGUUAUCUUUAAUAUAUUUAUACAAAAAUUACUUCUUACAAACUUUGUCAUCUUUUUGUACAUAAAGCUUAUGAGUUACAAAACUGUACAGAUACCAACUCAAAUAAUAGUUAACAAACUACAGACACAGUCUUAAGUAUAAAAAUAUUGAGCAACAUCUUUAAGAUCAUAUCUAUGCUAAAACAUUUAUGAUGUGAUCAAAAUUACCAUUCCAAAUGUCCUCCAGUUACCUUCAAUUCUAAAAAUGUAUCACUGUUACCACAACACUAUUCUAAUUCAUGAAAAAGACAAUGCUUUAGUUCAUUGUUCAUUGCAACCAGCUAGUUUUCAAUCUCUUGAUCAUUUUUUUAAGCUCUGAUGUUUCUCAAAAAAUUUCCGUGAAGAUUUUUGGGAAUUCUUGUUUUUAUAUCAUUUUUAAAUAUGGCUAAUAAGCAAGCAAAAAUUAAAACACACAUUGCCUAUAAAAUAAAACUUUAUCAGAACAAUGUUUUCAUUUUUCAGAAGACUAAUUUAAUAAGGCUAUAAUAACCGUUUUUAUUUCAAAUAUGUUUCUACAAUGUAUUAUAACUAAUGUAAAAUAAACAUGAUUUCAUUGUU